Messenger RNA from Chanos chanos (milkfish), 1716 nucleotides. RefSeq names its product pre-mRNA 3'-end-processing factor FIP1-like. The coding region runs from base 3 to 1619 and encodes 538 amino acids. NCBI's taxonomy places the organism in Eukaryota, Metazoa, Chordata, Actinopteri, Gonorynchiformes, Chanidae. The transcript has 16 exons. Gene Ontology annotation, cellular component: mRNA cleavage and polyadenylation specificity factor complex. The record is from RefSeq and is a predicted model, not a curated record.
CCAUGGCCACUAAUUUGACCACUUCAGAACCAGUGGUUCCGACCAGUGCGCCAGAACCAGUGGACGACGAGGAGCACUGGCUUUAUGGAGAUGAUGACUCCCAGAAAAAUGCCGAGGAUGAAUUAUCAAGGGAUACAGAGUCCGUUCAGCUGGAAAAGGUCACGAGCUCAGACCAGAAGGAUGCUGCGAAGGAGGCCAGCAAAGGAGCUGAGGAUGAGGAGGAGGAAGACAGUGACAGUGAUGAUGAUGAUGACGACGAUGUCAAAGUCACCAUUGGCAACAUUAAAACAGGUCCGCCCUCCUAUAUGGGUACUGGUAUGAAUCUGAGUCUGAAACCACCACGAGGGUUUGGUACACCCGGGGCAAUCAAAUCUCAGACGAAGGGAAUAGAUCUGGAGUCACUGGGGGGCUAUAAUGGACCCCCCGUCGUGGAAGUGGAGAUGGACCUGUUUGAGGACAAACCCUGGAGGAAACCAGGUGCCGAUCUCUCAGAUUACUUUAACUACGGCUUUAAUGAGGAAACGUGGAAAGCGUACUGUGAGAAACAGCGGAGGCUUCAGCUUGGCCUGGAGCCCAGUUUGCCACCAAGCUUUGACAAUAAGAUCACAGUCCAGCAGGGUCGAACAGCCACAGUAGAGAAAGAGGCAGAGACCUUGAGCAGCAAGCUGGACUACAAGACUGAUUUCCUGUCUCCGCAAAUCAUAGCAACCUCCAGCAGACUGAAGGCUGGCCCUCCACCAAACAGGAAACUGGGUGGUACCAUAGAUGUGAUUGGUGGGCAGACAGGUGCCAUUCGGCGAGUUGAGGGGAGAAGGCGGGAGAUGCAGGAACAAAACCCCAUUCAGGUUCUAGGAGACCAUAGCAACAAAACACAGCCCUUGGCCCCGCCCACAGGACCUCCACCUCUUCCAAUGAGUGUUCCCCCUCCACACUUCUUACAUCCCCCUCCCCCGGUUUCAGGAAUGCCUCCGCCCAUGCACCCACCAGGGAUACCUCCACCUGCCAUUCCAGGCUUGUUCCCGCCUCCUCUCGCUCCUCCCCCAAAUCUAAUGAUGCCACCAGUGGACAGUAGAUCUCCAACCACAGGCUAUGGCAGUAGGCCUCCACCUCCGUUUGGAUACAGCGGUGGAGACUCAAGCUACAUCAGCUACCCUCCGGUUUCCUCUGCUCCCAUUCCGUGGGGCACAGUGAUGGACAAGGGUGGAGUAGGGGGUGGAGGAGGAGGACACUGGGAUUACCAGAGCUCCCGGAGAGAAAGCGACAGAGAGAGAGAGCGAGAGAGGAAUCAAGAAAGAGGAGACCGCACUCCCACCAGUGAAUACAACGAGGAGGAGCGAUAUCACUAUUACGGUCACGAGAGAGACGCCGAGAGAGACUACGAGCGGAGUUUCCACCAUGCACGUGACAGCAGCCGCGGCAGGGAAGAACAUUCUAGAGACAGACGACACAGGGACAAAGAGGAAUGCAGCAAACACAAGUCCUCCAAACGCAAACAGCACGAUGAUGAUGGUGAUGGCCAUCGCAAACACAAACACAAGAAGAGCAAACGAAGCAAAGAGGACAAAGGAGGCCUGGAGGUCCUGGGUGGUCAUGGAGACGAACACGAGCAUAAAGACUGACAGGAAGAGGGAUGGAGAAAGUUUACCGAUAGCUGACAGACAGUUUCUGCUUGACAGUCAUUUGUUAGAAGAACAGAAUAAAAGUUAGUCAUAUGUG